This is a messenger RNA of Exophiala spinifera, 1053 nucleotides long. RefSeq lists its product as uncharacterized. Gene Ontology annotation, biological process: regulation of endocytosis. Gene Ontology annotation, cellular component: endosome. Gene Ontology annotation, molecular function: GTP binding; GTPase activity. The transcript has 2 exons. Bases 1 to 1053 code for a protein of 350 amino acids. The record is from RefSeq and is a predicted model, not a curated record. Lineage: Eukaryota; Fungi; Ascomycota; Eurotiomycetes; Chaetothyriales; Herpotrichiellaceae.
AUGGCUCGCCCGCGUCGACCGUCCGCAUCGUCGGACAUGAGUUCGAUACCCGAUCAGAAUCAGGAGUUGGGUAGCAUGUACGAUUAUCUCGCCAAAGUCGUCCUGCUCGGCCCCUCUGGCACGGGGAAAUCCUGUAUCCUUCACCGGUUCGUCAAAAACGAAUGGCGCGUACUCUCCUCGCAAACCAUCGGCGUCGAGUUCUCAUCCAAGAUUGUGAAAUGCGGCACGGCGCCCAACAGAAGACGCAUAAAGCUCCAGCUAUGGGACACUGCCGGGACCGAGCGAUUCCGCAGCGUGAGUCGUUCUUACUACCGCGGCGCAGCGGGAGCGAUCCUGGUCUACGACGUGGCCAGUCUUGCCAGCUUCAACGCCCUGCCGACGUUCCUCAGCGAUGCCCGGGCCCUAGCGAGCCCGCAGUUGACCGUGAUACUUGCGGCAAACAAGUCCGAUCUGGCAGACACUUCGCGCACGCAACCACAGCCCAUGAACGGGAGUGCGGCGACGCUGCCCGGACAACAACAACAACAGCAAGAUCACACACCCUCUGCCUCGAGCGCCUCGAGCCGGCAAUCCUACUUCCCCUCCGACUCCGGCGGCACACCGACCGGCACGACACGUUCUCGCGCUGAUUCCCUACUCAACACCUCGAACAAAUGGACCGCCACAACGUCGACCGAAGGGCGAGAAGUGCCGUCGGAGCUCGCAGCGCGCUGGGCCAGUCAAGUGCGGAUCCCCGUUACCAUGGAAGUCAGCGCGCUGACAGGCGAAAACGUCGAAGAACUAUUCAGCCGCCUGGCGCGUAUGAUCUUGACCAAAAUCGAGCUGGGCGAGAUCGACCCCGACGACCCCGCCAGCGGAAUCCAGUACGGUGACGGCGGCGGUUGGGACGGCGAUGCAGGAUCGAGCGCACGCUCCGGCGCGGCGGGAGACGAUAGCACUCUGCGCAAGCGCCGGAAACGGCCCGCCGGACGAAACGGCAUCCUCACCAAUCUCGGGGAGUGGGAGGAUGUGUUUCGAAGACCUCCCUCCAGAGGGGGUGGAAGGUGUUGUUAA